CGUCCCCACGGCUCUCAUUUUUCAUCUAUCAAGUUUCUGUUCUAAAAGACAAAGACCACAGAUACUCAACAUGGGGAUGAUAGAGAUGAGAGUACGUAUGGACUGCCAGGGCUGCGCCACCAAGAUAAAGAAGGAACUUGGAAAACUCAAGGGAGUGGACAGUGUAGAGGUAGAUAUGGGGAUGCAAAAGGUAACAGUCAUGGGUUGGGCAGCGGCAGACCAGAAGAAGAUGUUGAAAAAAGUGAGAAAAGGUGGAAGGAGAGCUGAGCUGUGGCCGUAUCCGUACGGACCUGAGAACCAAUUUUACUACGAAUACUAUGAGAGACAACCCAUGAUUACUUACAAUGCAACUGGCCGUUCUUCAUCCUACAACUACUACAAGCAUGGGUAUGACGGACAUGACCAUGGUUACUAUCAGCCACCGCCUUAUUCUACUCUUGUUGAUGAACAAGCCAGCUCCAUCUUCAGCGAUGAAAAUCCCCAUGCUUGCUCCAUAAUGUGAUGUAAUCGUAUACAUAUAUACAUAUGUUUGUGUGUAAAUAUAAACUUGUAUUUGAGCGUUGAAUUUCCC
Molecule: messenger RNA, 571 nt
Organism: Hibiscus syriacus
Lineage: Eukaryota; Viridiplantae; Streptophyta; Magnoliopsida; Malvales; Malvaceae
Product: heavy metal-associated isoprenylated plant protein 28-like
Exons: 3
Coding region: 71-502 (143 amino acids)
Molecular function (GO): metal ion binding
Source: RefSeq, a predicted model, not a curated record